Trematomus bernacchii (emerald rockcod) is the source of this 1663-nucleotide messenger RNA. RefSeq lists its product as uncharacterized. The record is from RefSeq and is a predicted model, not a curated record. Lineage: Eukaryota; Metazoa; Chordata; Actinopteri; Perciformes; Nototheniidae. Gene Ontology annotation, biological process: positive regulation of ERK1 and ERK2 cascade; T cell activation; interleukin-15-mediated signaling pathway. Bases 11 to 1189 code for a protein of 392 amino acids. Gene Ontology annotation, molecular function: MHC class II protein binding; protein tyrosine kinase binding. Gene Ontology annotation, cellular component: membrane raft; external side of plasma membrane. The transcript is spliced from 9 exons.
GAGAAGCACGAUGUCUGAAUCCAGAAGGAUCAUAAUGUCUUCAUUCAUGAUGCUGCUGCUCCACUUUCCAGCUGCAGAUGUGAAAGAUAACUUCUGCAUUGUCAGAGUUGGACAUAAAGUCGCUUUGCCUUUUGAAAAUGUGAUACAUGAUCAGGAUGAGUGUAACAGUACUACCUGGCUCUUCAGUGAUUCAAGAAGCUCAGUGACACUGUUUGAAUACGGAAGGAUUCACAACGAUGCCAAAGCUAAAUCAGCCAGAAUGAGAGUUGAAAAAAACUGUUCUCUGGUUAUAAAGAAGGUCACAGAGGAGGAUGCUGGUCGUUACACCUGCACACAGUAUAUAUCAGGAAACCAACAAGGUCAUGGAUCAUAUGUUGGUCUGUCUGUUGUUACCUUGACUGAACAUCAGGACACUGAUGAGGUGACGUUAGACUGCUCUGUGUCGACAAAUGGAGACUGUAGAGACAAAGUGAAGUGGCUGCUUCAGGGUCGAGAUGUGGAUAAAGAUCACAGAGAUAUAAAGACAUCACAGUCUUCCUGCUCUGCCUCUGUGACAUUUCUGACUUCUCAUUUUAGUAACACAACAAGGUCUGAGUUGUUUACUUGUGAAGUAAGAGAUGGUGCCAACGUGCAGACCUUCAGUCCUCAGACCUCAGGUGAGGACAGAAAACCAGCAACAACUAAUCGACCACCACCAACAACAACAACAACAACAGCUAAAAACAACAUAAACUCAGGUGGUGAUGCAGGGAAGGGGACUACAGUGUCAACAACAUGGACAACAGUGGAAAUUAGGACAAAAGAGAAAACCAAAAAUGCAUCUGAUAAUGACAACAAUCAAACAGGACAAGACAAUAAAGGUUGGUGGUGGUGGAUCAUCGUUGUGAUCGUGGGUGUUGCAGCACUCACAAUAAUCACUGUGGCUGUCAUCAGACGGAAGAGGACUCAAGGAACUGAUACGGAGACGGAUGACAACGUGGCUGACCCUGAAGAUGGUGUUUCCUACGCCUCCAUCAGCUACACCAGGAAGAGCAGCAGGAAAGCCAGGGCUCACCUUCAUGAUGAUGAUGAAGAAGAUGAUGCAGUGACCUACAGCACUGUGAGAGCCCCCUCCUCUUCCUCUGCUGCCUCCGCUGAUCCCAGCCUCCUCUACGCCACCGUCAACAAACCAAGAAAGAAACCAAUGUAAUGUUUAAAUCAAUAGCAUGAUCACUUGGAUCAAAGAUUUAGAGUUUAAGGGCACAGCUAGCAGAGUUUAAUCAGAUUUAUAUUAACCUUGUUUUUGCUUUCUUUAGCUUAAAUGCAUCAAAGUGAGAGUACAGCAGCAGCUUUAUGAAAACAUGUGAGUCCCUCUAGAGGUGGAUUGUGAAAAAGGUUCAGACAUGUUGGAGAUUUACUGUAUUCUGAAUAAUUAGAGCAUGGGCAAAAUGUGUUUUUUUUAAAUUAAUUCUUGCUUGGUUUUAUUAACCGUUGUUUAGUUAUAUCAUUUAAUGGAAUAUUGCAUUUUCUUUAGUAUAUUUGAUUGUGUUGUAUUUUACCAAAUGAAGUUACCUAAUAGCCUUACCAGACUGCAGAUGUAUUUCCAUGUAACACCUUUUAAGUGAAAUAUGUUUUGCUUUGUUUGGAGUUUUGUGUUGGAAAUAAAAAACGUUUUCAGGUGAAA